CGCAGGCUGCUGAGCCCUCUCGCCUCCCUGCGCGCGAAAUAAGUCCCAGGGCCAGUGUGGCCUCCCCACCCAGUGCUUCCGGGGGCGCCAAAAAACGACUUGCCCUGACCCGCAGCGUCGGCGCUGCGCGCAAGCGCAGUCAGCUACUGGACCCGGCCGGUGUGAAGUUUCACACCCAAGAGGAUGAAGGGCACCUACCUGGCUUAACAGAACGACUCCCAGGUAGUGAGUUUCCUGUUACUGGAAGUGCACUUCUCCGGGCCCUUACUUGUAGAAGUUCUCACAGAUGCGGCUUCUCCUCUGGCUCAGAUCAUGUCUACCAUGAACGAAGCAGCCCACCGGCUAUCCAAAAGUGGGACGAGCCUCUAUGCAGUGCUGGAGCUUAAGAAGGGUGCCUCACCUGAAGACGUCAAAAAAUCCUACAGCCAUUCCCCAUUGCUUCCCCACCCUCCUUUUGGGUAUCGCCUGGGUAGGAAACUGGCCUUGCAGUAUCAUCCCGACAAGAAUCCAGGGAAUACUCAAGCAGCAGAAAUAUUCAAAGAGAUCAACGCAGCUCAUGCCAUACUGAGCGACCCUAAGAAGCGGAAAAUUUACGACCAGCAUGGCUCAUUGGGAAUAUAUCUGUAUGAUCACUUUGGUGAAGAAGGCGUCAGAUACUAUUUUAUUCUGAAUAGUUGUUGGUUCAAGACACUUGUCAUCCUGUGUACACUGCUCACUUGUUGCUGUUUCUGUUGUUGCUGCUGUUUUUGCUGUGGAACACUUAAACCACCACCUGAGCAGGAUAGUGGGAGAAAAUAUCAGCAGAACGUCCAGAGUCAGCCUCCAAGGUCAGGAGCCAAAGGUGAUUUUAGAAGAGAGGAAAAUAGCGAAGAUGAUUUUUAAGAGAUAAAGAAGGAUGAGGUGCUGACCCAGUGAGAGUGCCUUCUGCUGCCCAGUCCCCUGGACACAUUGAAGAGAGGAGCACGUAGCCCUGUCCUGACAUUGACCCUGAUUUGACCCCUCUUCUUUUAAGAAUCUCAAGAAUCUCUUCAGAAGCAUUGAUGACGUUGGUCCCAGUAAGGACAUCACCUCUGCCCUUGGCACCACAACUGUGUAUAGAUUUUGCCCAGCUACUCUUCCUUUUUAGUUGCAGUCCCAAUUUUACUCCAUCAGAAAGCUGCCCUCCCAUGCCUUCCCUUACGAGGUCUCAGGCAGUGGUGGCAGAUUUUUCCUGAAGAGACUUUUUCCUGUGCCUGCCUUGUUAUUGGAACCAGUGCCAGCUGGUAGGGUCCCUGAGCCCCUUGUAAUAUCACCACCAAGAGCCUGAUAACUGAGCAGGGCGGAUCCUGUCCCUGGAGCCGCGGCACCAGUUAACUCUCCCUUGCUGCAACUCCGUGUACCAAGAACCCCUAGCAUCAGCCUCAUUCCUAAGCCAAUAAUGCCUUUAUGGAGCUGGUCUCACCUUCUGGUGCCCACGGCCAUUGGCAUUGCCAGCCUCAUUCCAUGCCACUAUGAGUCAACUCAGGAAAACUGCGAGUGCAUUUGAGGCUUAGGGGUAGUCAUUCCAUCUUUAGAUUCUCCUUGGACUUCAGCUACCAGAACAGCAUGCAUUAGCCUUGGUCCUGUGGGUUAACUGAAGUUCAGACAUCAGUGCCAGCUUGCCUCCAUCCUUUUCACAUCUUAUGCAGGCCAAUUGACAUAUAAUUUGUUCUCAAAAAUAGGGGCAUGAAAUAUGUGAUCCGGAGAAGAUUGCACUUUCUGGACUCUUUUCCCACUCUUGCCUCUUUGUGCUGCUGUUUCGUAUCCUCCUCACACCGUGUAUUUCCUACCCACUCAGGGUCACUACCUACUAACUCCUCAGACUUCUCUUCCUGGACUGGGAGAAGGGCUAAAGAAUGGCGGUAAAUAAAAGAGCUUUUGUCCAA
This is a messenger RNA of Macaca mulatta (Rhesus monkey), 1904 nucleotides long. Lineage: Eukaryota; Metazoa; Chordata; Mammalia; Primates; Cercopithecidae. The record is from RefSeq and is a predicted model, not a curated record.